UCAAAGUUCUCGUACAUGUAUCAUGAAUUGGAUGAUAAUGUAUGCUUAAUCAUUUUAAAUCUAAGUAACCUAUUAAGUCUGUGCUCGGUGUCAUGAAUAUCUUAAAUGCUUUAUUUCAUGAUGGAGAGAAUUUGCAUGUAGAAAAUUAGUUAUUUAUUAACUGAGAAAUUGAAUUGCUUUUAGAGAUGUUUAUAAAAUGAAGUUUUUUGUGAAAUCUAGGAACACUUACUGUGCUAUAAACAAAAUCUAGUUCAUUUUUAAGGUAUUUUUUUCCUAAUUAUUUUCUGUGUUUUUGUUUUGUCCAGUUUGCUGGGGUUGUUGUGUUUUUUACUUUUGUUUUUUAAGAUUUGAGUCCCAGCUGAUUCUGGACAUUUAACUGAAAAAAAAAAAAAGUAAUUUAAAAGCAUAAUAAAAUGAUCACUCAUGUAUGUGCUAGAGUAAGUGAGAGAUGCAGCUGCAUAUAGUUUACAAUGUACCUGUAGACAGCUGAAGUAGUGAUUGUCGAGGGUUGUGCUUUUAGUGAACUGUCAGUUUACUAGCUCUGAGUUAAUGUAUCUUUAGGAGCUUAGCAGCAUUGAGUAUCUGUUUAACUGACUAAACUCCAAAAAUGUGUAUGAUCACAAUACUUUUUGGACUAAGGGGGUGGGGGUAGUGGCAAGAGAACACAUUUUUAUUUUACCAAAAGUAUGUUGAGAUGAUAGUUGUGAAUGUUAGAAGUUUAGAACAAAAUAGCUUAGGUUUGUUUUUGUUUUUUAAUCAUAAAAGCAAGCUAGAUGUUGACAUUGCUCUUUUAGGCUGUGUGUUUUCCAUAUGCUUCUUGCUUUCCCUGUCACAGGUGGUGGCAGCAAUAUUGGUGUGAUUGAGGUUAUGCUGGCACCACUCGCACACAGGCGCACAAUGGUGUUAGCUGGGCAGAAAGAGUGGCAUCUCUGGCUACCGGGCUGGGGGCGACCUUUACCGUAGGAUGAAGUAACCUUGCAUUCGGCUGCAAGGUGUACUGUACGUACACAGGUGCUGGUCGGCGUCCACUUUCUGCUUCUCUUUCUUUUCUUUUCUUUUUCCUUAAACAUAAUUUCCCCACAGUAAAAUCCAGACUCCCGAGUAAAUUGAUCUUACAGUUUGAUGGAAUUGGGAGUCUGACAAGUGAACGCAAUUCAUGUUAAUAUAAAGUAAUUGGUUUUUGAGUACUUUCUCUGUUUUUUGGAGUUCUUGAGAUGCUUGGCAGUACCUUAAAUCACUGACCCAGUUACUGUACUUAACGUUCCUGUGGAAAAAAUGUGCAGAAAGGAAGUAGCAGAAAGGAGGGAAGCUGCCUCACUAGGCUUGCUGUAACCUCCAAGCUUAUGUUUAACCUAACAGACUGCAGUAAAAGUCCUGUGUAGAGACACUUCAGAGGUCGAGGCAAGUGUACCACGAAUUCAAGGCCAGCCUGGGCUACUUAAAGGCCAGCCUGGACCUCUUGGUGAGACAUUGCCUCAAAGCAAACAACCAGCAAAAGUUAUUGAGAACCUUCUGCACACGGUCUUUGGAUGUUUAAAAUCUAAACUGUACGUGAACUUAUUUUUAGUAAUUUAACUGUUUUCUGCUGAAAAUAACUUAUUGAUUAUAGUCAUUUUGGAAAAAAAAGUAUUAAAUCUUGAGUACCAAAAAAAUGUUGUAAUUAUUUUCAUAAAAUAGCAUUUUCACUUGUAAUGUGGUUUAACAUCCUUGUUUGUUUGCCAAAAAAAAAAAAAAAAGUUUGGCUGUGAAAAUUCUCUUUGCUUGCAGUAUCUGUUUCUCUUCCUAGGCUCUCGUGGUGACCCAAGCCUAUUGUAAACAAGUGAUUAUCUCAAAGGGAGAUGCCAAUGGAGUAACAAUUUGCUAACAUUACAUUUUCUGUCUGUAUAUAUUUUUAAAAAUAGUAGUUUCUGGAAAAAAGAGAAAGGGGUUUUCCUUUGGAAUAUGGAUAAAUACACCAUGAUAAGGAAACUAGAAGGGCAUCACCAUGAUGUUGUAGCUUGUGACUUUUCUCCUGAUGGAGCAUUGCUUGCUACUGCAUCUUAUGAUACUCGUGUGUAUGUAUGGGACCCACACACCGGAGACAUUCUGAUGGAAUUCGGGCACCUGUUUCCCCCACCUACUCCAAUAUUUGCUGGAGGAGCAAAUGACCGAUGGGUACGAGCUGUGUCUUUCAGUCAUGAUGGACUGCAUGUUGCCAGCCUUGCCGAUGAUAAAAUGGUGAGGUUCUGGAGAAUUGAUGAGGAUUGUCCAGUAAACGUUGCACCUUUAAGCAAUGGUCUUUGCUGUGCCUUUUCUACUGAUGGCAGUGUUUUAGCUGCUGGGACACAUGAUGGAAGUGUAUAUUUUUGGGCCACUCCAAGGCAAGUCCCUAGCCUUCAACAUUUAUGUCGCAUGUCAAUCCGAAGAGUGAUGUCUACCCAAGAAGUCCAGAAACUGCCCGUUCCUUCCAAAGUUUUGGAGUUUCUCUCCUACCGGGUUUAGAAGGAAGGCUGCCUUUCCUGGUAGGGCCAGACAGAACAUCCUUUACAAAACACACCUCAAAGCUUUACCAGCUCAAGCAUCUGUUCUAGAAGGCUCGGAAGAUUUAUUUAACUUGAUCAACUCUUAUACUUCAUUUUAUUAAUUGGACUUUUAAAGCAUUAUUUAUAGACCAUAGGAGAAAUAUUUCUGAACAUAUCAUGUAAUUUUUUAAAAAGAUUAACUGUGAAAACAUAUACAUACAUGUAUGUAUUUAGACAUGAGCUGCUAUGUAUUGAAUGUGCCCAUUUAGUUUUCUAAUUUUUAGUUCUGACCUGUAUAUAUAGCUUUAGUAGAGCCACGGUGUGUAUAUGUGCUGUUUUUUUGUUUUGUUUUGUUUUUUUGAAAACAGUAAACCUUAACUUGGGCCCUACAAGGUAGUUUUAGUUGCAAUUUCUCAAUGAAGGUGGCACUUGCCUAGAUAGCUAGAUCAUAAAUGGCAGCCAGUUCUGGUGCAGGUCCAUCAGCAGCUUGAAAUCAGGCAGACAUUGUGUGCUGAAUGGUAUAUUCUGGGACCCAAGCAUCAAUUACUGUCUUUUUGGAUGGUGUAUUUGUCCUAGCUUCGAUACCGUCACAUGGACAGAUUCCCAUCCACCUUGACAGUUAACUGAAGUGCGGCAUAUAGCAGGUUCACGAACUCUGCAGUCUUGAACAUACAGAGCAGAUUCCCAGCCUGCCCAGUGACCCCCUGAGCUUGACCCUCACUGCUGUGCUGGCUGAAGGCUAGCACACUAGUGUACUCAUCCUUAUCUGUUCAGGCACGAAUAAGAUCAAGCAAGGCUAACCAUGGGAAGCCUCGAUGGCACACAAUGGUGUCACAAUGCCAGUCACCAUUGUGAAUUGUUUGUUGACACAGAAACCCCAAGUACAGGGCAUGAGGCACAACAGCCUCCCCGAUCCAGUUAAACAUCUGCUUAAAGUCUGUGCGGCAGUUUCAAUGCUGCUAUUGGACUGUCAGAUGGUCUCAGACUCUCAGGAUUUGGUCUCAAGCAAUGUCAAGAGUGUCAACCCUUGUCUUAUGUGGUGGUUGUCGAAUCUUCCUUCUCUGGCAUUGGUUACAUUCCCAUCAUUUGUUGUUAUUGCCACAGCCGGGGCAACAGAUUGGUGAUGUGAUUCUGUGCAGCUGAUGCAGCCUACAUGCAAGACACCAGGACAAAUAAAGCAGCCAUGACGGCUUGCAGUACCUCUUGGUCCUGCAGGUUGGCCAUUGGUCACAUCAGGUGUCAUGUAGGGUGCCAGUGCCCAUGGUGCAGGUCCCCACUGCCAGGAGGGUUUGAUACUCCAGCUGGUGGCACACCUGAAAUUCUGUCUUGAGGCCGGUGUGCUGCCAGAUGAUGCAUCCAUGGCUCCCAGUUCCCCAGGGUUGAAUGUUAUGACCUUGUUGAGCAGUUGAAUUGGGAAUGCAUGUGGCCAGGCAGGUCCAGCCAAGCCCAUCAACCAUGCCACAUCUGCUAGGUCAACAUUUUCAUCCCCGAAGCUGUUCUGUGUCAACUCCAUCACUUGCUGAAAGUUCCCUGUCUAGGUUUGAGAAACAGUACAAGCAUACUCAUUGCCACAUGGCUUCCUGCAUGUCAUGGUCUUGAAUUAUGCCUUAUCUCAAUUUAGUGAUUACCUCCCUCACUUAGAGCCCUCUCAGCGCCUGUUCAGCGAAUGGACGUUCGUGAGUGUGGAAACAAGCUUUGUUCCACCUGCUCCCAGCCCCCUCUCAGGUCCUCAAUGCCUUCUAGAAGGAAUGGAUUGUGAGCAGCCCUGAUUCAAGCAUUUGCAAGCACCUGCAAUGCAAGAGUCCAACUUUUAAACAAGUAGGAUGGUUGUUACUUGGUUCCUAACUAUAUGUGCUGUUUGGAGGCAAAUUCAGUGGAAUUUUUAUUCUUUUUUAUUUGGGGGCACUGAGUUUAGAUGUUUGUUGAUGAUUAUUAAUAUUUAAUACUGAUUUAUCUUUUAGUUAAACAGCAGUUAGAACUAAACCAGCUGCAUACCCAAAUCCCUGCAUAAAGACUAGGAUAUUUAUUUAAUUAGCUUAGAGCACAAUGCUGGGCAAUAAUUACUCCAUCUUAAACCUCCAAGCCUGCAUAACUUUCUCCCAUUCAGAUUUCUCACAUUAUACUUGCUUUUUAGUCCUAUCUUAGGUCCGUUCCAUUUCUCCUGAUGUUUCCAGGUCUUCUCCUUUCGGGUUCUCUCCUCCCCUCAGGACCAGGAUGUCCCACCUUAUUCUCUCCAUUGCUCAGCAUUGGCUGGUUGUUUUUAUUGGCAACACAGAGAACAAACGGUAGCAUAUUUACACAAACUUAAGGCAGGUGAUGCUUAGAAUAAGCAUCACAAUGCAAUGUAUGGAAAGUUUUGAAAUGUCUUGAAACCAGAUAGUGGGGGGGGGGUAUCAGCAUUUCAAUGAACAAGGGUAAAUUGUACACAUUCCACAAGAACAUUACACCAACAGAUGACGCUGAAUUUAAGCAGAAUUGCUUCAUAGGAAAUGGAAUUGGUUAGGGUGGGUGGUGUUGAACUGACUAGGGAGAGUUUUUGUAUAUGAAAAAGAAUUUUUUUUUUUCUCAAAGAAUUGUGUCAGGGAGUUUGAAUGUGACAUUUUAAAAAAGAGCCAGGAAAAAGGUAGCUAGAGAAAGGUGAUAUCUCUGUAGGCCUUAAUUUUGGAAAGCAGCUACUUACCGCUCAGAGAAUAAAGUAUUAUGCAUUUUUGUCAAUUUGAAAUAUAUAUUCUACUGUAUUAUUGCUGAAUAUUUUGUUACUACUAAGGGACAAUUAUUAUUUUAAAACUGGUUUUUGGUUUGUUUUUUUUUUUUUAACAUAUAUUCUGUUUCUGCAGAAGAUAAUCUUGGUAACUUACCAAAGAGAAUCAGUACAAUAUGUCCGCUUCAGCCUUCUUUUAUUUAUCUCAUCUGCAGAUGUUGAGAAUGUAUGUAUUAUGUAAAAUGCUUGUUUUAUAUCUUUGAGUUUUUUAAUUAAAGGACAAAAAUAACACUGCAAA
Messenger RNA from Meriones unguiculatus (Mongolian gerbil), 5500 nucleotides. RefSeq names its product WD repeat and SOCS box containing 1 (gene Wsb1). The transcript is spliced from 5 exons. The record is from RefSeq and is a predicted model, not a curated record. Gene Ontology annotation, molecular function: protein binding. NCBI's taxonomy places the organism in Eukaryota, Metazoa, Chordata, Mammalia, Rodentia, Muridae. Gene Ontology annotation, biological process: intracellular signal transduction. Bases 1942 to 2481 code for a protein of 179 amino acids.